UACUCAUCAUUACACAAGAAAAAGUCAGCACCUUUAUUAGUUUCACAAGAUCACUUUGUGUUCCUGACCUCUGUCCGUGAAACUAUCCUUAUCAUUUUAUUAUCGCGUCUUACCUUCACUUAUGCUGUUCCUUGGCUCUUAAAACAGCACAGGUCUCUGUGUUUUGUGUACUUCAACUUGUUGAAUGCUAGCACCCUGCCCUCUGCAAGGAGUGUUCAAGGUUCAGGAAGAUAACGAGAGGUGAGUGGCUGACGCAUAGCUGGUGUUGUGUUACCAAAGACUCAUAUCGGAUUACGGCAGACAGCAGGUUGGGUGAAACAGCAGCUGUAUUCAGAUCGCUGUGGCUCGAACACACCAGGAACUGGGACUAACAAAGAAGUUUUACUGAAGCUAAAGAAGCUAACAGAGGGCUUCCUGUUGUUUUGAGAAGGAAGUUACCAUGGGUAAGAAGACACAACACGGUCUGCUGCUUUUGCUGUGUUUGUCAGGGCUUGUUCACUAUUCAGCUGCCUUCGUGUUUUGGACAGCCGUGGUGGAAAUAAGCUAUGUUAACAGCAACAAUAAGACUGAGGACAAAUACUGUGAGUGUGGCGUGUAUGGUCGUAACUCUCCCCUGGAGAAAGCCUCUGGCAUUGUUGCGCUUCCCAAAGGAGACCCCAAAGGCUGUGGCUCAGAUCCUGUCUACAAUCGCAAUUCCAGCUCACCUGCCUGGAUAGCUCUGGUUAAAAGGGGCAACUGUACCUUCAGUGAGAAGAUCAAUGCUGCCAAACGUCAAGGAGCAGCUGGUGUGGUGGUGUACAACAUGGAUGGCAGUGGCAACAGCACCACUCACAUGUCGCACCCAGAUGCAGAUGAUAUUGUGGCUAUCAUGAUUGGCAACACUCAGGGCAUGGAGGUUGUCAAGUUGGUGAAGAAUGGGACAGAGGUUCAGAUGCUUAUUGAUGUAGGCAGCCCUCAUGGACCCUGGAUGGACACAUACUGGCUUUACUUCCUGUCCAUCGCCUUCUUCAUUGUCACAGCUGCCUCGAUCACCUACUUUGUGUUUAUCUCUGCAAAUCGUCUGUACAAUCUAAACAUGCACAAGCGCACCGAGAGGAAGCUGAAAUCUGAGGCUAAGAAGGCCAUUAGGCGUCUACAAGUACGCACACUCAAGAGAGAGGAUGAGGAAACUACUUCUGAGUCCCAUAUGUGUGCCGUGUGUAUUGAAUCAUACAAGGCAGGCGAAGUGGUAACAGUGCUAACAUGUGACCACAUCUUCCAUAAAGCCUGCAUCGAGCCCUGGCUGCUGGAGAGGAGGACCUGCCCCAUGUGCAAGUGCGACAUCCUGAAGGCCCUGGGGGUUGAGGAGGAGACAAAAGAGGACAUUUCUAAUGAAUCACCACCAGAUGUCACUGUGAUCACAGUGACAGGAGGAGAACCAUUGUACGAAGUCCCACUGACUGACCCAGCGAGCCCUGACCCAGAGAGACAUCAGCAUCGCUAUGACAACAGGGCCUUCCAGGGAGACUCCGAGGCUGCGAGAGGAUGAACAACAGCAACAGAAGCAAAACAGCAACAAACCAGGACACAGUCAAAUUCCCUGUUUGAAAUAUGAUAUUUUUCUGGGACACAUUGAACCAGCACAAUGGAAUCAAACUAUUAUUUUCCAACAGGAAAAGCAAUGUUGAUCUUGUAAUGCAGUCAUGCUAAAAUAUAUAUUUUUUAAAAGUCAAGGAUUUAAUAUCUUAAUGGAUCUUGUGUAAUCAGCUUGGAUGCCACUGCAUUUUCUUUGUGUCUGUCUUGGUGCAAGUGUGUAAUUAUUGGGUGUGUUCAUAAAGUUACCUUUAGAUAGUUUGAAUAGAUGCUGUAAACUGAGUGUGGAGUGUGCCCAGUGUCAAAUUGCUGUUUUGCACAGUGAACACACCAGCUCGACAGUCAACACUGGUUAGAGAGGAAGUGCAGCAGAGCAUUUGACUAUCUGUUUGAAUAUGCCAAAUGUCCUCGCACAAAAAACCUUGUCUUAUUAGUUUCUCACAGUCUCACAGAAUUGACAUUUGUCUUUUAAAUUCAAGGCUGAAUUUAUUUCUUAAUUCAAUUCAUUUAACCAUUUGACUUUCUUUCUGCUCUUUUCAAACUGGAGUAUGUUUUUCCAUUGUAAUUGCCAGGCUGUCAGGCUGUAUUCGCAAACACACCCUUAUGAACACACCCAUGACUGGAAAAUCCGCAUGUCACGCAUUGCACAAGAAUGAUUGAAUAGUAUCACCUGAGGGGCUGGCACUCUUUAAAAAACAUCGUCUGCAGAAACAGGUUCACAACAUUUAAAACAGGAAUUUUUAAGCCAUUUUGUUGGCCGGCAUAUAGCUUCUUUUGUGUGAGAGAGAGAGAGAGUAAUAUGGCAGUGCAAUAAAUGUCACAGGAACUGUAGAUGAUAUGCAUCCAAAAUAUGUUAUCUGUCUCUUGGAUAGGGGAAAAUCAUCUUUAUGUGUAUUGUUUUUUAAAUAAUAUAUACAGAGACAAAAUUAACAAUCAUGAAGUUCUUUCUAAAUAAUAUAUGUAAACAGCUGAUUUUCAUGUACAAACAUUAUUAUUGAACAGGUCUUCCAGGUUUUUUCCUUUUGAAUUCUUUGGAGUUGAGUUUAUUCAAGCCUUGUGGUCUACCUCUAAACUCUCACAUGGGUACAUUUUUGAACAUGUUUGAGAUUCUUGCAAUCAAAGAUUAAGCG
Molecule: messenger RNA, 2702 nt
Organism: Morone saxatilis (striped sea-bass)
Lineage: Eukaryota; Metazoa; Chordata; Actinopteri; Moronidae
Gene: rnf128a
Product: ring finger protein 128a
Exons: 1
Coding region: 440-1528 (362 amino acids)
Source: RefSeq, a predicted model, not a curated record